CAUUUGCAAAGUCUCUCUCUCCCUUCGCUCUUCUCGGUGCACAAACAAACCAUCUUUCCUUCCGGCUCCUUCAAAGGAGCUUCCUUUCUGCCGAUGCGAAGCGCGAAUCCGAAACCGCGAGGUCCAAACCUUCGAGCGCGAUGUGGAAGCUGAACCAGUCAUUGUUCGGCGGGGAAGAAGGUGGCGGCCAAGAUGAGCUCUUGGCUGAAGAUUCAGAUGGUGUCUGCAAUCUCUCUCCUAUGCAGAGAGUCUACGCCUUCGCAGCGUGUCUUCUCGUCGGCCUCGUAUGUAUGUUCCUGUCAUUGAUUGUGUUUGCGAAGCCUAUCAAAUUCGCAGUUGUUUUCACCUGCGGCAAUCUUUUGGCCGUUGGCAGCACAGUCUUUCUUAUUGGAGCUGCACAACAAAUGAGGAUGAUGUUUGACCCAACUCGAGUCUUUGCAACUGCCAUUUACCUUGGAUGUGUCGUUUUGGCUCUCAUCUGUGCUCUUUGGAUACAUAGUAAAGUUUUGACCAUUGUAGUAAUCAUUUGCGAGAUCUGCGCCCUUUUCUGGUACAGUUUAAGCUACAUUCCUUUUGCCCGAAGAAUGGUUUCUGAUUUGAUGGUUAGACUUUGUGACACCGAGUUGUAGGGGAAGUCCAUUCGCUCUUGGUUUAUUUUUUUAUGACUCGGGGUUUCUGGUGUGUGGUCAUUUGGCUUUCUUUUCCUGAGCCUGUGAUUGAUGACCGGCAGAUUCUCAUAUUCGUUUCUUCAUUGAACCGUUUGCUUUGGUUUCUUUAA
Messenger RNA from Syzygium oleosum, 778 nucleotides. RefSeq lists its product as uncharacterized. The record is from RefSeq and is a predicted model, not a curated record. Gene Ontology annotation, biological process: vesicle-mediated transport. The transcript is spliced from 6 exons. Gene Ontology annotation, cellular component: membrane. Bases 141 to 629 code for a protein of 162 amino acids. NCBI's taxonomy places the organism in Eukaryota, Viridiplantae, Streptophyta, Magnoliopsida, Myrtales, Myrtaceae.